UUGCCCGGAUGUCUGCACUGCCCAGAUGUCUGCACUGCCCAGAUGUCUGCACUGCCCAGAUGUCUGCACUGCACUUUCUCCCAGAGUAGGGGCUGGGCGACAUUAAUGCACAGAUGAGGAAAUCAAACUCCUAGAAAUGAAACUGUGAAAGUCUCAAAACCUUAAGCCUCCUGGGUUCAAGAUGCUGAUGAUGUUUGCUGUGAAUGUGCUGUGUGCUGUGGAUGAGAAGGGGGGGCCUUACAGUCUCGUCCACUCACCCCCCGACAAGGCUUAGCCCCAUGCUUUGCUCAGCUUUAAAAUCCUACAGCUCUGGGGUUGGUACUGAACCCCUCCUUGUGGAGAUGGGAAACAGAGGCUCCCAGAGAGGAAAGCACUGGUGAUCACAGCAGUCCAGGGCGGAACAGUGACGAAGAUCUAGGGGUCCUGACUCCCCUGGGACUUGUCCCGCCCGACACAGUUGCCCUGUUGCUUUCUUAUCAGCGUCCUGGAGUGUGGUGAAGCAUGAUGAGGGACCCUUGGUGUAGCGUCUAACCUGGAGAGACACAGCAGCCCACGCUGUGGCUCUGUCAGUGACUUGACCAUACUGGGCGUGUCCCCUGUAUCUCCAGUCAUCUUCCCUGUGGCGUCUCCACAUCACACAGGUGCCACCAUGUUGGGCUCCCUGUUCCUGCUGCUCCUGGCCAUGGGCAGAGUGCAGACAACUCGGCCAUGUUUUCCCGGAUGCCAGUGUGAGGAAGAGACUUUUGGCCUUUUUGACAGUUUCAGCCUGACUCGAGUGGACUGCAGCAGCCUGGGCCCCCACAUUGUGCCUGUGCCCAUCCCUCUGGACACAGCCCACCUGGACCUGUCUUCCAACCGGCUAGAGACCGUGAAUGAGUCGGUGCUGGCCGGGCCAGGCUAUACCACACUGGCUGGCCUGGACCUCAGUCACAAUCUGCUCACCAGCAUCGCGCCCACUGCCUUCUCCCGCCUGCGCUACCUGGAGUCGCUCGACCUCAGCCACAACGGCCUGGCGGCCCUGCCAGCUGAGGUUUUCUCCAGCUCCUCCCUGAGCGAUGUCAACCUCAGCCAUAACCGACUACGGGAGGUCUCCAUCUCUGCCUUCUCCACCCACAGCCAGGGCCGGACGCUGCACGUGGACCUAUCCCACAACCUCAUCCACCGCCUGCUCCCCCAUCCAGCCCGGGCCAGCCUGCCUGCACCUACCAUUCAGAGCCUGAAUCUGGCCUGGAACCGGCUCCAUGCUGUGCCCGACCUCCGAGACCUGCCCCUGCGUUACCUGAACCUGGAUGGGAACCCUCUUGCUACCAUCCACCCAGGUGCCUUCAUGGGGCUGGCGGGCCUCACCCACCUGUCACUGGCCAGCCUACAGAGUGUCCCCCAGUUAGCACCCCAUGGCUUCCGUGAGCUCCCAGGCCUACAGGUCCUGGACUUGUCAGGCAACCCCAAGCUCCAGUGGGCAGGAGCCGAGGUGUUUUCAGGCCUGGGCUUGCUGCAGGAACUAGACCUGUCGGGUACCAGCCUGGUACCCCUCCCUGAGAUGCUGCUCCAUCACCUCCCAGCUUUACAGAGUGUUAGCGUAGGCCAAGAUGUGCAGUGCCGGCGCCUGGUGCGGGAGGGUGCCUACCCCCGGCAGCCUGGCUUCAGCCCUAAGGUACUCCUACACUGUGGAGACACCCAGGGAUUGGCUGCCAGAGGCCCAGACAUCUUGUGACAAAUGGUGUGGCCUGGGGCCACUUGACAGACUGCUGUCCUGGGCUUGCUCAGGUCCCAACUAACUUAUAUGUUAAUGUGCCAAUGCCUGUGGGGAGUCUACAGGCCUAUGUGGCGGCAUCUCAGUAAAGCUGUGGGCCAGGGAUAGCUUUCGUACUUGGGGCCUGCACCCAGUAACAGAAUCUACCCGUUUGUCUCAGUGGCUCCCGUCCCGGAACUGUGAGCAGAGGGACUUGGCUGCCGAACCAGACUCUGGUCCCUUCCUGAGCCCUGCCGCAGCUGUCCAUAAGUGCCUUCCUUCCCUUUGGCCUGCCCUGCCCUGACCCACCGUGUGACAGGGUGGGUGGGUGGGGGUCAGCUCUGCAAAUGCUGACUCAGCUCCUCUGGCUGGGGGCUCCUCUGAGCUCAGUGUCUAAGCACACCUUCUAUGAGGCCUACUUCUUCCUUUUCUCAUGGAAUCCUGGGUAGACUCUUAAUUGUAGAAGGACUUAGAGAGAAAAUCAAAUCCACCCUCCUUGGAGAACAGUCGGGGAACAGGGCCAAGAGCAGCAGAUGUGCUCACCUGAGAUCGUGGAGAGGUGUGAAGAGCCCAGCCUCCUGCUGAGGGUGGGGGCCAUGGACUUCCCUGUCUGUCAUCCAUCCCCUCCCCUGGCCCUAUGACCGUUGUCUGUGCUCGUUCCCAUUAUGGCCAGCAGCAGCGACAGCAAGGUCACAGAGGUGGCACUCUAGGUCCAAUGGCCAGCUCAUGGUAUGAGCGAAGUCAGUCCACCUUUCAGAGCCUCAGGAAGCUUGGGACAUGUCAGUCCCAAGCCUGUCAGUUUCUUAUUGUGGGGUGGGGGUCCCCUAGCAUCAGGACUGGAAGCGUGCACAUUUUCCCCAGAGACCCUGUCUCAUGAUACUUCCUAAGAAGUCAAUGCAAUUUUGGCUUUCUGGCCAUGAGCUCCAAGGGGACUUGUGUCCACGGGCCAGAGGCCCAUUCAUCCUCCAGGAGUACAGCAGAAAGAGACAGGGUUUCCCAUAGAGACAGAGUUUCCCAUGCACAUUAUGCUUACCCCCAGGGUCGCAUCUCAGCUCUCUAGCCCUGGAUUCUCUCCUUUGUCUUCAUUUUACGAGAGUCAUUGCCUUUUCUUAGUGGACUGUCACUUUUAACCCCCACCUCUGCUGGCCGGGGAUGGAAACGAAGAUAAAUGUAUUUGUUCACUUUUGUAAGACUGUUCUGGGCAUGCGUUGGGGGUGUUGGGAAGAAGCCAGCUAUCAGUGACCAUGUGGGCACUGGGGCUGGCCCCAGAGAUGCUCACAAGGCAGUGUGAGCUCCGUCUUGCCACACUAGCCCAGCCCAGCCCAGCCCCUGACUGGUCCUUGGUUUAAUAAAUACGUAGAAGAGUU
Messenger RNA from Peromyscus maniculatus bairdii (prairie deer mouse), 3099 nucleotides. Lineage: Eukaryota; Metazoa; Chordata; Mammalia; Rodentia; Cricetidae. The record is from RefSeq and is a predicted model, not a curated record.